This is a messenger RNA of Diutina rugosa, 636 nucleotides long. RefSeq names its product Erp5p (gene ERP5). The transcript has a single exon. The record is from RefSeq and is a predicted model, not a curated record. The coding region runs from base 1 to 636 and encodes 211 amino acids. Gene Ontology annotation, biological process: endoplasmic reticulum to Golgi vesicle-mediated transport; Golgi organization; intracellular protein transport. NCBI's taxonomy places the organism in Eukaryota, Fungi, Ascomycota, Pichiomycetes, Serinales, Debaryomycetaceae. Gene Ontology annotation, cellular component: Golgi apparatus; COPII-coated ER to Golgi transport vesicle; endoplasmic reticulum-Golgi intermediate compartment.
AUGAACUGGUUGUUGACGCUUGUGUUUGUCCAUUUGGCCCUGGCGCUCCACUUCUACUUGAACACCGGCGAGUCCCGGUGCUUCUACGAGGAGCUCCAGGCCGACACCUUGCUUGUUGGCCGCAUUGAGGCCACCGAGCGCGUCGACGGCACCAACGACUACCGCCACAACGGCAACUUGAAGGUCAAGGUCACCGUCGACGAAACUUUUGACAAUGACCACCGGGUGUUGGACCAGAAGCUGUCGUCUUCCGGUGAGUUCACUUUCACCACCCAGGACCUGGGGGAACACCUGAUCUGUAUCACCCCUGAAUACACUGACGGCACCAACAACAAGCGCCACAAGGUGUUCUUUGACUUGGCGCAAGGGUCGGCGCACGACUUUGUCGACUCCAAGGGGACGAAGAAGGUCGACGACUUGACCACGCGUAUCAAGGCGCUCAACCAGAAGUUGACCGAGAUCCACAACGAACAAGAAAACUUGCGCAUCCGCGAGGCCACCUUCCGCGACCAGUCGGAGCUGACCAACGCCCGGGUGGUGAAGUGGUCGAUCAUCCAGUUGAUUGUGUUGGUCGGCACCUGUGUCUACCAGUUGAGACACUUGAAGUCGUUCUUCGUCAAGCAAAAGAUCGUAUAG